Molecule: messenger RNA, 2483 nt
Organism: Bursaphelenchus xylophilus (pine wood nematode)
Lineage: Eukaryota; Metazoa; Nematoda; Chromadorea; Rhabditida; Aphelenchoididae
Source: the annotation of a GenBank genome assembly
AUGACCAAGCCAACCCGUUUACUCGUAACCGGAGGUUGUGGCUUUAUUGGUGCCAACUACAUUAAUUUUGCCUUUGAUUUCUGGCCGGAUGUCUUUAUUGUCAACCUUGACAAGUUGAUCCUCAACAGCGAUAUUAAUUAUGUUUCUGAAAGGGUCAGAAACUCCGAACGUUACAAAUUGGCGUUGGCUGAUAUUCGCAACAAAGCGGUUGUCACGGAUAUCCUGGAAACUUACAAUGUAAGCAUUGACUACAUAACUACAACAACUUGUAGAUUGAUUGCAUCAUCCAUUUUGCCGCUGACUGUACUUCAACUCGUUGUUACAACGAUCCCUGCGAGGCUCUUCAGAACAACGUUUUCUCUUACAUUGAUUUCCUGGAAGCCGUCAGAGACUAUGGAAAGGUAUCCAAGUUCAUUCAUAUUUCCACUGAUGAGGUCUAUGGAGAUUCUGAUUUAACUGAUGAGGAAACCGGCAAGUCUGAAGAUGAGCCGAUGAAACCAGGGAACCCGUAUGCCGCUACAAAAGUAAGAAUAAUUAUUUACAGCAAUAUUUAAUCAUCAAUUCUGUAGAUUGCUGCUGAACACUAUGCAAAUCUGUUCAGAGAGAGUUACAAACUGCCGAUUACUAUCUUGCGGAUCAACAACAUUUAUGGACCUAAUCAAUGGGAUGUUAAGGUAUGCAAAAGAUCCUCUAUUGAGAGCUGCGUGGUGAAUUCUAAGCAUUAUUACUUUUAGUUAGUGCCCAGAUUCAUUGACGUUGCCAGAAAAGGCGAGAAAUUUACUGUACAAGGAACUGGAAAGCAAUUGAGAUCCUGGUUGUAUGUUGAUGAUGCGGCCAGAGGGAUCUGUUUGGCUACUGAGAAAGGAAAGGUUGGACAAAUUUACAACUUAGGAACGUACUAUGAAAAGAACGGUAAGAAGAUGUUUUUAAAACGACAUAAGAAUACGGCGUCUUUCUACGAUACUAAGAUUACAGUGAUCGAGCUUGCUCACUGCGUUCAAGCCGAGGUUGACAAACAACUUGGGCGUCCUCAACGUCCAGUAGAGUUCAUCUCCAUCCCCGAUAGACCUUACAACGAUCUCAGAUACUUGAUCGACAUUUCCAAAGCGAAAAAGGAACUGGAUUGGGAGCCAGUCAUUCCAUUUGACGAAGGUAAGCACAUCCAAAUUGUAAUGGUGUGCCUCAAUUAGAAGCAAACCUAUGGCAUUUUUUGUAGGUCUCCGUCGCGUCGUUGAGUCCGCUUUAAAGCCCCAUUUACCUCAAAAAAUGUUUGUGAUUAUCUACGGAGGGAAUGGCUGGGUUGGGCAACAAGUUCAGAAGGAGCUUCAGAAGCGCCAAAUUCCAUUUUCUUUGGCUGAAGCUCGCGUUGGGAAAAAUACCGAUGCGGAGGUGAGUAAAAUAAAUACGUCGAUUAAAAUUUGAAACUCCAACAGCUUUUUGGAUAAUGUCAUGGUUUUCAGGUUGAAAAAGAGUUGACAUCUCUUCGAGGAACCCAUAUUCUGAAUGUAACUGGAAGGACUCAUGGAGGCGGUGACAAAACGAUCGGAUAUUUGGAAGGAGGGCCCGAGAAGACUCAUGAAAACGUUAGAGACAAUCUUUAUUGCCCUGUCAAGCUGGCACAGAUCGCUAGAAAACUCGGAUAUCAUUACACUUACGUUGGAACAGGUUAUUUAUUCGCCUACGAUGAAGACCAUCCAAUCGGUGGAAAGCCAUUUAAUGAAAACGGUAGGGACAUUAAAUGAUUGUAAAACGCAAAAGAAGAUAAUACCAGGCGUAUUUUUCGGUUUUCCUCGAGAGGAACCCCUCGCGAGGGGUUCCUCUCGACGAGGGGUUCCUUUCGAUGGCAUUCGUAUUUUUCGAUUUUCAGAUACUCCCACAUUCUUCGGUAAUUCUUAUUCAGUAGUCAAAGGGUACACCGACAGAAUGAUAAACUCGUUUUAUUGGCCCGAACUCAUCAAUGCAAGGAUCACUCUGCCCAUCAAUUUCGAGCUUUCUGACGAAAGAAAUUUACUUUCAAAGAUCUUGGGAUACAAGUGAGUACCUGUCGCAAUAUACCUGUAACAAAAUUCCAGGCAAAUUUUUGAUAUUCCCGUAUCAGUCACCAUUUUGCCCGAUUGCAUCCCCAUCCUUCUCGAUUUAAUGGAAAAAAGACACAGUGGGCCCUUGAAUUUGGUUAAUCCUGGGCCAAUCAGCUUGCAUCAGAUCUUGCAGUUGUACAAAAAAGUGAGAAAUAGUCGUCACAAUGACCACAAGCUGCACAAUUAGACAAAAAUUUUAAUUUUCAGCACGUUGACCCUUCUCUUCCUGAAUACUCAGUGAUUGGAGUCGACUCCGAAAAAGGAAAAGAGUUACUGGAAACUAAAGGGAACUGUGCUCUUGACACUGCCGUUGUUCAAUCUCUAGCUGAUAUUAAGAGUGCUGAAGAAUCACUGGUUGCGCAUUUCCAGAAACUUAAAGAAAUUCAAAGUCGAAAUCAAGCAUAA